UCCGCAUUGUUCUCUCUUUGGUUUCCCUCAGAUCUCAGAUUCCUCUCGACAAUGGCGCCAAAGGCCGAAAAGAAACCCGCGGAGAAGAAACCAGCCGAGAAGAAACCGGCGACCGAAGAGAAGAAGGCGCCGGUCGCGGAGAAAGGUCCGGCGGUGAAGAAACCGAAGGCAGAGAAGCGGCUGCCGACGAAGGAGGGAGGUGAAAAGAAGAAGAAGAAAGCUAAGAAGUCAUCUGAAACCUACAAGAUCUAUAUCUUCAAGGUCUUGAAGCAGGUUCACCCCGACAUUGGGAUCUCCAGUAAGGCGAUGAGCAUAAUGAACUCUUUCAUCAACGAUAUUUUCGAGAAGCUUGCGCAGGAGUCUUCCCGCCUAGCUCGGUACAACAAGAAGCCUACUAUCACUUCGCGUGAGAUCCAGACCUCGGUGCGUCUUGUUCUCCCCGGCGAGCUGGCCAAGCACGCGGUUUCCGAGGGUACUAAGGCGGUUACCAAGUUUACUAGCUCUUAGGAAAAUGGUUAGGGUUUUGCUUCUUGUCUCUGUUCUCAAAGAUUAAUAGGGUUUUCUGUGGUUGUCAGAUUUAUCGUUCAUCUUGGUUGAUUUCUGGCAUAGCCGUGUCUAAUUAAAAAUCAAAUAUGUGUUUAGUGUCAGGGGAGAUUGAAUCUUUUGAAGAAACAGAUGACUUGCAUUUUAAGCCU
This is a messenger RNA of Dendrobium catenatum, 695 nucleotides long. Its product is annotated as histone H2B.4. Gene Ontology annotation, biological process: nucleosome assembly. The coding region runs from base 52 to 507 and encodes 151 amino acids. The transcript has a single exon. Gene Ontology annotation, cellular component: nucleosome. Lineage: Eukaryota; Viridiplantae; Streptophyta; Magnoliopsida; Asparagales; Orchidaceae. Gene Ontology annotation, molecular function: structural constituent of chromatin; DNA binding; protein heterodimerization activity. The record is from RefSeq and is a predicted model, not a curated record.